This is a messenger RNA of Phalacrocorax carbo (great cormorant), 2096 nucleotides long. NCBI's taxonomy places the organism in Eukaryota, Metazoa, Chordata, Aves, Suliformes, Phalacrocoracidae. The record is from RefSeq and is a predicted model, not a curated record.
ACCCCGGCAGGGAGUGAGUGUCUCGGCAGCCCUGCAGCAGGAGCCGGGCACCUAUGGACGGGCACUGAGGCCCCUACCUCCUCCCCACCUCAGGGGGUGGCCUCAGGGCCGCUCACCCAGAGAAGCUGCAGCCCAGGAGCUACAGGAAGAUGGCGUGCCUGCCUGGUGCCCUGCCGGCGCUGGCCUUGAGGAGGUGGCUGGGGCUCGGGGUCUUCAUGCUGCUCUGCCUUAGCUUAGGCUAUGCACUGGAGAAGAAAGUAGUCAAAAGCAAAGUCGGGGAAAAAGUCUUCCUGCCUUGUUGUCAUGAAAUUCCCAGCUCAGAUAGCCUACAAAACUACCGGGUCUACUGGCAGAAGAACACCACAGAGGUAGUGCUUGCCUAUGCAGAGGGGAAGAAGAUGCCCCAGCAAGAGCGGUACGAGAACCGGACAGGGAUGGAUGUCAGGAACCUCACCCUGUGGAUCUCCCCCGUGGAAAUCCUGGACAAUGGCCCUUACCAGUGUGUAGUUCAGCACCGCAAACAUUCACAGAACUCAGUUGUCGUGUGUGAUGAGACUGUCACCCUCUUUGUUACAGCUGACUUCAGUAAGCCGAACGUAACAGUAGAAAAACGCUUUAAAACUUGUGAAUCAACUGUGAUGGUGGUAAGCUGUUCUUCUCACGGAGGUUUCCCCAAACCCAAAAUCUCUGGAGCCCUCAACAACGUAUCUGUGGUGUGGAAUACCAGCUCUGUGUCCAAGUCCAGCCUCGGCCUGUACAAUGUCACUGGCCAACUGUGGCUCAACGUGACCAAAGACGUCAGCUUCACUUGCUCCGUUGAAUACAAUGGCUUUCUCAAGUCCACCAGUUUGCUUCUGAAAAAUAAAAAUGACUGUGUUGUCCCUACUGUGCCUCCAUCUUAUAAUGUCAUUACUGCUUCAAGUAUCAUCAUUAUCAUCUUCCUUUUGGCCAUCACCCUAGCAGCAAAAUACCUUCCAAGGCAUGUCUGUUCUCACUGCUGUAAGCCUCAGGAUUCAGUGGAAGAGGAUGUGAAAGAAUCUAUGAAGCCACCUGUGAGCUCUAAAGUGACACGUGAAACUUCAUCUGUAUGACCAGAUUGCAUUUGCAGGUUUCUUACACUGUGUAUUCCGCACUGCAGUCCCCACUGUUCGUUCUACAGCAAUGCUUACUGCAUUGACCCUUUGGCUCUCUGGAAAGGGAUAACAGCAGUAGAAAAUUCUGCUCAAGAAGACUGACAACAUAACCUCGUAUGAAUGAAUACAAAACUCCACCUAUGCCACAGACGCUGUGGGGUGGUCUCGUUACAGUGGGGUCACUGGAAUUCUAGCCAUCCUGGACCCUCCAUGUUCCUGCAAUGGGGCAGAAGAAGAGUGUCAUCAGCAUCGACACACCAGUUCAAGAGUUUGGGAUCCUCUGGCUUUGAUGCUGCCUCUAUGAAAAUCAGGGGGCCUGCAGAGCCCUAGCAGGUAGCCCACACCCACCUACUCCUUUAAUAACACAGAGCUGGCCUUUGGGAGACCCCAGACCCCGACACACAAGCUCAAGUCAGGCUUGUGCCUCCAUGUUGCGACUGGGAGCAGCUAAAACUUCUUUUGUAUUCACCCUCACAUGGAUAUCUGCCAGCACUGUUCUUUGUGCUGGAGGACUUUGGAUUGCGACUUGAAUGUUACAGAUACAUGUCCUUUCUCCCCUCAGGAGGCAAUAAUGCACGCACUUUUCAUGAAAAAAAGCAGCUUGAGGUGGGACUGUAUGCCUCAUGCUUAUUUUCAGGGCUAUGAGACUUUCUAGGAAAUCAUACAUACUGACGGCACACCUAACAGCUAACUACUAUUGCUUAUCUACAGCAGUGGCAGAAGUUCUCCUAACCUUUCUCUUCUGAAAGGAUGGCCUCACCAACCCAGGUACCACGAUACAGCUCCUCCGUUAAAUUACUCAGAGAGAGAGAAGCACAUCCGACACAGCGCAGCCCGCUGGUGGUGGCUUGUGUGAGUGCACGCAUGUGCACACCUUUGCGCAUACACAUGUACAAGCUUUUAUACGCAUUCCUUCGUACCCAUACUUGUAAAUUUCUACCCAUUUAAAUUUCUGUAACACUG